AUGAACGGCAUGAACGGCGGCAACAUGGCCGGCGGCAUGCACGGCCCCACCCCCGCCGGCCACCAUACCGAGCUCGGCUACAUCUACCAGAUGGUCGAGGAGCUGAGCCGCCAGCUGGCCGACAACCAGCGCACCCUGGAGGAGGUUGUGGCCGGCGUGGGGCGUGUGCGAAAUCUAGCGAGGGCACACGCGCUCGGGAACGACGAGGUGAUCGAGUCGGCCGCGGACGAGGCGAAGGCCCAAGAAGCGAACCUCGACACGCUCAUCUCGAUCCUGUCCGAAGCGCUCGAAAAAGCCAAGUUCUCGCGCGACGCCAACGCGGCGCUGCUCAGCCAGUACGCCUCCGCGCUCGCCACCAUGCUGCGGCAGUUCCACGAGUACAAGGCCAAGCACGUGGCCGACGUGGCCGCGUGGCACCGCAGCUACCGCGCGCAGCUGGCCGAGGCGCGCGCCGAGAACUCGCGCCUGCGCGAGCAGAUUUGGGAGAUGCAGGCGCGCGCCGCCGCCGCCAACGAGGCGCUGCGCCGCUUCCGCGCCCGCUACGACGCCGACGAGGCCCGCUGGGAGCGCCGCGUCGACGCCAAGGCCGUGCGCCAGCAGCUGCGCUUCUGGAAGCGCAUGGCCAUGCCCUACCUCGACGACGACGACCCCUGCUGGAGCGACGACGACGACCUGAUCGACGUGGCCGAGAAGAAGCGCCUGGAGGAGCUGCAGCGGUUGGCCUCCGAGCAGCAGCUUGCGGCGGCCGCCGCC
Messenger RNA from Thermothielavioides terrestris NRRL 8126, 753 nucleotides. RefSeq lists its product as uncharacterized. The annotation marks the transcript as partial. Lineage: Eukaryota; Fungi; Ascomycota; Sordariomycetes; Sordariales; Chaetomiaceae. The record is from RefSeq and is a predicted model, not a curated record. The transcript has 2 exons.